AUGGAAGAGGAGGUGCUCAAUACUUUCCGCUGUCUAUUUGCGCUUACUUUUAGUUCUGUUUUGGCUCAUUUUUCAGUUCGACCAUCUGUUCCAAGACAAUUAGAAAUCGGCGCCGUAACCGAUCAUUCGGUGACACUGAAAUGGAAGCAGAAUGCUUCACGUUCACAACUGCCAAUUCUACAAAAUACCGUUUACAUUAGGAGACUUGACGACGGUUCAGUACGAAAAGUUAUCUUAGUUGACAACGUUACAACAGCACUUAUUUCCGGUCUUUCAUCAUUUACGCAAUAUUCGUUUAGUAUUUCUGCCGAAAAUGCUGCUGGUAUCAGCGAUAUUAGUUUACCAAUAAUUCAGCGUACCUUAGGAGAAGCUUUAAAGGAACCACCGAGGAUUACGGGUAUUAGUAACACAACAGACGGGUGUAUUGAAACUUUGUGGUCUCCUCCAAAAUCUCCAAAAUUAACAGCGUUAAAUUAUAAAGUUACUGUUCGUUAUUUUGAUUCCGAUACAAAACGAGAAUUUCAUACAAAGGAAAAUGAUUAUACCAUAUGUUAUUUGCCAUAUAAUUCGUUGUUUGAGCUAAAAAUAGAAGCUGACAACGGAUUUGGUUAUUCUCCACCGGCUUCUGCAACAUUUCGUACUGAUCAAUCUAUUCCGGAUGGGCCACCAGAAGAUGUUCGAGCACGAGCGUUAUCGUCAUCGACUGUCGAGCUGAAAUGGGCCCAACCGGAAAGACCAAAUGGAAUUAUUACUUCAUAUCGAAUUUUUAUACGACGACCAGAUAUUGCUGAAAUUAAGUCGCUUGUCAUCUAUACAAAAGGCAUCUUCCGGAAUCGAUAUACCUACAACGUUACAGAUCUCGAACCAUUUAAAACGUAUUCGUUUCGAGUAUCUGCACUGACAGUCAAAGGUGAAAGUGAACAAAGCAAAGAAGUGAACGCUGUUACAGAUCAUCGAGUUCCAUCGAUACCAAGCAUAACAAAUUUGUCGUUGGAUUGUCAAAAUACAGUAACUGUUAUUUGGAAACCAGGUGAAAGUCCCGGACAAUACUAUCAUCUGUGGUUACAAGGACCCACAUCAAAAUCGUUGAAUACAUCGACUACAAAUGCCAAUUUAACAAAUUUGGAGGUUCAUUACGGUUAUUCAGUAAAAAUUUUGGCUGCUGUUAACAGCGUUAUUACCAAUGGUACUUUAGAAAGUUAUUGGUCAAAAACAGAGAUGUUUAUGUUGGACGAUCGAAACUACGGCCGUACAAUAAAUGUUGAUGAAUUUGAUGCUUAUUGUCAAGAACUAAGCAGAAACGAUAAUCAAGGAUUUAAGCAACAUUUUGAGAACAUUGAAAAAGAUUCAACCUUAGAAAAUGGUUAUGGAAAUGGUAUUCAUCAGUCCAAAGAUCGGUAUUUGGAUGUUUGUGCUUAUGAACCGACACGUAUCAAAAUAAUUGCUGCGGAAUCAUCAGAUUACAUUAACGCCAACUAUGUCGACAGCUGUGAAAAGCAUAAUGUUUAUAUAGCAACUCAAGCACCAUUACCGCACACAUUUGCUGAUUUUUGGUCUAUGAUUUGGCAGGAACAAUCCAAUGUAAUUGUCAUGAUCACAAAUCUGGUUGAACAUGGACGGCGUAAGUGUGAUCAGUACUGGCCAAGUUUGUCGAAUGCAGCUCAAGUACACGGUCAUUUCAUGAUUUCACUGAUUUCUGAAAAAACAAAUUUGCACUUCGUUCAUCGUUUAUUCAACCUGAAACCAACCAAAUGUUCAAUGCAUGAACGUCAGGUUCAUCAACUGCAUUUUACAACUUGGCCAGAUCACGGUGUUCCAGAUUCUGUGUUCCCACUUCUAUCAUUUUUGCAAUAUGUUUCUGAAAUUCCAACAUCUGGACCAGUUGUUGUCCAUUGCAGCGCCGGCAUAGGUCGCUCUGGUUCCUAUAUGCUAAUUGAUAGUAUGAGAAGGCAUUUAAUGCAAGCUGAUUCACUGAAUAUUGAUGCACAUCUGAAGCAUAUUCGACAACAAAGAGCAAAAUUAGUGCAAACACUGGAGCAAUAUAUUUUUUGCCAUGAAGCGGUACGACAGUUGAUUCUAAACGGUACAACACAUAUCCAUGUGGAUGAUUUCAUGCAAUAUUUGCAUUAUUUGUCGCAUAAUUUAGUAAAUGGCCGAACACGUCUGCAAAUGCAAUACGAAGAUAUAUGCAGCUGUAACCAUACACCAACCUGUAGAAUUGGUGUUGGAUAUGAAAUUUUUCCGGGUUUCCAUCGUGAUGCUGAAUUUAUUGUUGCAACUUGGCCACAUGAAUCUGCAGAUUUAUGGUCUUUGGUGUGGGAAAAAAAUUGUCAAACCAUUGUGCUGUUAGCUGGCGACGAACAAUUUUGGUGUAAAACAAUGACUACUGCUGGUGAUCUGAGGAUACAACGGAUGAGCAACGAUAUGAUCAUUUUAAGCAACAAAGAAGAUCAGCUGUGUAUUCGAACAUUAUAUGUAUCACAAAGUGACUUUGAGCUGGAUACAUGGACCGAAAUCAGUCGAGUUCAGCAUCGUCGAUUACAGUACCACGACAGUCCAUUAAUGGUACUGAAUCCUAGUUGUAGUUCCAAUGCUUAUAUGCUUUGUCUGUUGACCAGUGUCGCAUGUCAGAUUGAAGCUGAAUCCAGUCUUGACAUACUGUUAUUCUUAACGGCUUAUAAGCAAAAAUUAUGUGGUGUUUGGCAGACAAAGGUAAAAUAUUCAUUCACAACAAUUUUUCUCUAA
Enterobius vermicularis (human pinworm) is the source of this 2745-nucleotide messenger RNA. The record is from the annotation of a GenBank genome assembly. Lineage: Eukaryota; Metazoa; Nematoda; Chromadorea; Rhabditida; Oxyuridae.